CUGAUUAUGACAAAACCACGGAGAAAGUACCUGAAUAUAAAACAAUGAGUUUUCGAGACAACAAAAGGGGAUAAAAGCCCGGGGAACAAAAUCUUUCCAAAAUUAACAAACGUUACGAAAAAAUAAAAUACGAACGACAAAUCCGGCUACAACGGCGGGCUCCAAGAUAUUAAGAGGGACAUAACCCAGAGAAAACAAACACCAUGAAAAGCAACACGAGGGACUAUAAAAGACAGCGCGGCAGACUUUAUGGAAGCUUAUAAAGCACUGCUGAGCAUACACUUUGAAUGUUAAAACUACGUUGAAGCAACACACGCCAUAAAAACAAAGUUGAAGGCGACGCACGCCGUGAAAACAAACUUGGAAGGCGACACACGCUGUAAAAACGAACUUGAAGGCGACAUGCGCAAUGUAAACCAGGAGGCGACGCUCGCCUUGAAAACUUGAAGGCGACACGUACCAUGAAACUUACAAGGCGACACCACGCCAAGAAGACUAACUUGAAGGCGACACACGCCAAGAAAACUAACUUAAAGGCGACACACGCCAUGUAAACUAACUUGAAGGCGACACACGCCAUGUAAACUAACUUGAGAACGACACACGCCAAGAAAAGUAACUUGAAGGCGACACGCACCGAGAAAACUUACUUGAAGGCGACACACACCAAGAAAACUAACUUGAAAACGACACACGCCAAGAAAACUAACUUGAAGGCGACACGCGCCAUAAAACUAGAAGGAGACAUACGCCAUACAAACCAGGAGGCGACACACGCCAUGAAAUCUAAGACGCCAAGAUUAAAAACUUGCCCUUAGCGGAAAGAGCGGGAUUAUUACCGGUAGCAGGAACUACAGCUGCGGCCUCUGCGGCCGAACAAGUGACUAUCAAAACGUCAGGAGGAACAGCAGCAAGAACUUCAGCCAUAAGGAAAUUUGCUCAGCGACGGAAACGUGGGAAUAACCGCAAAAAGAGAACACAGAACAGACCUUUCGUGGCAUGAACGCAUAACAGAACGAUCUCAAGUGCGGAGGGCAUAUAAAUUCUUUGCUCGAUACCCACGGGUGUUACGAGGGUCUCUAUAAGAAGAGUACGCUAAUUUAUGUAGCAUGCACAGCCAUUCCGACGCAAUCAUAUCAAUGGAAACAGCGCAGGGUUUUAACAUGAAAAGGAGGGGCUUUCUAAUAUGCCACAUAGGCACAGUAUCGGCUGAGUGCCAUGUGUGCGAAUGAGAGGGAAAAAAAUCUUGGAAGACCGAUCACUACCUACCAUAGCUUUCACGUGGUAUCUUUCUUAACACGCCACUUUAACCACAAAAUUAGAUGCUAUAAAUCGCUUUCGAACUGAUGAUGAGAUCAAUCUAUGACUCUUUUAAUGGCAUGUCACCUCUCAGUUAACGUCGAAAUAGGUACUUUCCCCUCUCCCCCUUUCCCACCCCUCUGAAAAAUACCUUGUCACUCGAUCGUGCGACUUUCAAUUAACCUCUCCACUGCAAAGACGAGAACAAAAGGGUAAACGACUGUGACGUGGUUGAAAGUUGAAUAUAAUUGGAUUAAUAAUCGGGCUUCAUUCGGAAUUUGAAUGCCCCGUUGAUAAUUUGACAACUAGAAGCUGCAACUGAGUAUAGAAACAUUUUUUUGCCGUACUUUUCCUGAUAAAAUCUUCAGCUCAUAGAUUUUUCAGGACAAAAUGAGUGUAUCUGCUGAGAGAACGCUAUGCAAAACAAAUACAAAUGACGUAUCUCCCCGUAUCAGUUUACUGAGACUCACUUAGCCAUGCCCUCUGCUCACAAGAACAACGCUGCAAUUGUUUUGUAGCUUUAGGGACAUCAGUGCAUGAACGUUAAACUUCUUCUUGCGUUACAAUGUAGCCUUUCAUCUUAAACCAUCGUUUUGUUUUAUGAUCUCGGCUCAGAUUUGUUUAAACUGGUAAAAUGGCUUGUAAAUCGAAAACCAUCGAAGAAAUCGACGAUCUGUUGGAUAUGCUUCAAGUGAUGAAGGCGCUUGGUAUUUCGUGGAGAGGAUUACAAACAUUGGAUGAGAUGAAAUCACGAGUGAGAGCGGAAUUAAAUCAGUCCGUAGAAGAGCCUUGCUGGACUGCUGGUCAGGCCUUUUCCAUUUUGUCAGAAGCAAGAGAUGAAGAUGCCUGGAAAAGACAAGCUUUACUUAAGGCUUACUCCGAUACCGAGGAGUGUCUGAAAAAAAUGGAUGACAAAAUUCUCGCUUUGCUGCAGAAGAACGUGGUCAACUUAAAAGGGAAGAUAGAAAAUCACCAAGCACAACUAAAACGAAAAGAAUACUUCCUUCUGGUGGCAGGUGAGACAGGCUCUGGAAAAAGCAGCUUGGUCAACCUUAUUCUAGGAGAAGAACUUCUUCCAUAUUCCCUUCUCAGCACAACGUCCACCAUAUGCGAAUUGAGAUAUGGAGAGCAACCCAGAAUCGUGGCCCACUUUAAAAACGAGAAUCCUGAAACCGGGCCUUCAAUUAAGGAGGUCCCUCUAAAGGCGGCAUCCUCUGAACAAAGUUAUCUUCAGCAGAUCUCUCCCUAUGUUCACGUGAAGGGUGAGCGAGAAAAAGGCUCAAUUUACAAAAAAGUUGAACUCUUUUGGCCCCACGAACUUUUGAAGAAAGGCGUGGUUAUAAUUGAUAGUCCGGGUAUUGGCGAGUCUGAAAUCAUGGACGAGGUAGUCACGCACUAUUUACCAGAAGCCUUUGCCUUCAUUUAUGUCAUAAACAGUGGAAACGCUGGAGGAGUUCAGAAAGACAGAGUAAGUCUUGCCUUAGGAUUUAAGGUGGCUCAAAACAGUAAUAUUUCUAACGCGCACUUUAGCACGAGGCAUCAUGCGAUCACCCGAGGGGUCGCCAGAUAGCGCGAGAGAUUUAAUUUUUUAUCAUUUUCUCUGUUUCUUCUUCUGUGUGUAAUAAAACAAUUUUUAUAAAAAAAAAAAAAUAUGGGGUCACCGGCCUAGUUUUUAAGAGAGAUGUAAUUGAUGGUAAAAAG
Orbicella faveolata is the source of this 3000-nucleotide messenger RNA. RefSeq lists its product as uncharacterized. The record is from RefSeq and is a predicted model, not a curated record. Gene Ontology annotation, molecular function: ATP binding; protein kinase activity. Lineage: Eukaryota; Metazoa; Cnidaria; Anthozoa; Scleractinia; Merulinidae. Gene Ontology annotation, biological process: protein phosphorylation.